UUCCUUUUCCUUGCUUUCAUUUGAACUUCUUUUAUGGAUUUGUUUCUUCUUGAAAUCCAGUCACCAGGAUGAGGCAGCAUUCCAGCUCUGAUCCCAGCAGUGCUGGCGCACAGGGAUUACUGUGCGUGCCUUACAUAAGGCAGUCCUGUUUACAGACACAGGGAUUUUGGUUUUACCAGCAGUGCGAUGCUGUUGGAUUGUGUUCAGCUUGUGACUCACUGUAACCCCAGCUCUUUAUUUCUGCACAGCUGCCUCUCAGGGAUCAGGUUAAAGGCAAUUGACAAUUCUAGGAUUUUUCUGAAUCUGCAGAGCAUGCCUGAUUUUGGGGUUGAGGUACCCCCUGCCAGGGCAGAAUUUGGCUGUUUCUGGCAGCUUGGGUGAUCUGCUGCCUUUCCUCAAAGGCAGAGAGCUCUCCUGUCCACACRUGGCUCAUCAGAGGUGGCACCUGGUUUACCACGUUGAACUUUUCUCUGCAUCUUCUCUCCAGUUCUUGCAUUUGCUGUUUGUUCCAUGUGUUCUUUUUGCUGGAUAUUUGCUGAAAAUGUGCUGGUAUGCUUUGCUGUUUGCAUGUGGCUCUUGKAAAAAUCAUUAUUGGUCUGAACAAYUGAAAGGGAAAGGAGGCAAGCUGGCCUGCUGCCCUUCCCAGGGAGGAUUUUUGGUGCUUUUGGGAGGUUUAUGUCCCACAUUCACUGUUGGGACUUACCACAGGGGAUAUAGAAAUGGAAGCCUGUACAUUUCUGUAAAACAAUAAAGAGAAAAAAGACCAGAGAUGGUGUGGGGGAGCCUUUUGGGCUUGGAUAGAGUUUCAAGUGCUCAGAAAGCUCCUGAAGGCAGCUAAGGGCCYCCCUGAACCCAGCCACAUAAACUGGUUUAGGUGCCCUGAUCAGGUGAAACUUUGCUCUGUUUAUGGAGAAGAUGAAUAUAAGUUUUCAGGAUGGCUCUAGCCAGAACAUCACAGGCCCAUGGGCCUUCUGGUUGCCUUCCCCACCUCUGUGUCAGCACAUUCAGUUUGAAAGGCUUCAUCAGGUUAAAGGGUGAUUAUCAGGAAUUCUUUGGGAAAGACAAAUUUGCAAUUCUGAUGGUAAGUUAUGUAAGUAGAACACUUGGAGCCUUAAUUUUCUGGUAAGGCAGCCUCAYAAAGCCUAUUAAAGGGGACAGAAGACUCGCAGAAUGCGAUUCUGUGGGGCCCUGGAGUGCUGCCAGCAGGAGCGGGGCUGGAGGAGCGGAGGGGUUGGCUCURAGGGCUCCGCUCCUGAUUGCCGUGCUGUCCCCGCAGGUCUCCCGGGUGCCGGGCCCGGGACAGCAGGGCCCGGAGUUGCCAUGACGACAGGCGACUGCUGCCACCUCCCCGGCUCCCUGUGCGACUGCCCGGGAAGCGCUGCCCUCUCCAAGUCGGUGGAGGACUCGGACAUCGGGCGCCCGCAGUACAUCACCCAGGUCACCGCCAAGGACGGGCGGCUYCUCUCCACGGUCAUCAAGGCGCUGGGCACCCAGAGUGAUGGUCCCAUCUGUCGAAUCUGUCAUGAAGGUGGAAAUGGGGAGGGACUGCUUUCCCCAUGUGACUGCACAGGAACACUGGGCACCGUGCACAAGAGCUGCCUGGAAAAAUGGUUAUCCUCCUCCAACACAAGUUACUGUGAGCUCUGCCACACAGAAUUUGUUGUAGAGAGAAGACCAAGACCCUUGACAGAGUGGCUGAAGGACCCUGGGCCCCGCAAUGAGAAGAGGACGCUGUUCUGUGACAUGGUGUGUUUCCUGUUCAUCACUCCACUGGCGGCCAUCUCGGGCUGGCUGUGUCUGCGCGGCGCCCAGGACCACCUGCAGUUCAACAGCCGGCUGGAGGCCAUCGGACUCAUAGCACUCACUAUAGCACUUUUCACAAUCUACGUCCUUUGGACACUGGUCUCGUUCCGCUACCACUGCCAGCUGUACUCGGAGUGGCGAAGGACCAACCAGAAAGUCCGCUUGAUGAUCCCAUCCUCGCGGAGCCCUCACCCCGUGCCCCACUCCCUCCUGUCCGCCAAGCUCAUGAAGAAGACUGCGGAUGAAACCACCGUCUGAGCCUCCCGUGGCCGGCCGAGGGGGAGGGUCGAGUGUCCCCGAAGGCCCAGGGAAUGCGGCAGCCCUGGGGACACUGGAGAACAAUCAUCCCAUCCAAAGGAACUCUGUGCUCAGCACGUGCUUUAGACCUUGGCAAAGAGACACAUAAUCCACAUCUGUGUGUGAAACACCCAAAAGAGCCUGAUGGCAGAAAAUGCCUGUCUGCAGGGAUGCUUUCUUAUAACUAAAUACCAUAUGUGGAAAAACAUCUCCCUCUCUCUMUAUAUAUAUAUCUAUAUAUAAUAUUUUUUAAUGGCCAUGCAUAUUGUGUUUYAGUCCUUUUGUGUUGAUGUUCUCUAAGCUUCAGGAUAGAAGCUGGCAGCCUGAUCUCAUUCAGAGGUUAAAUCAAUGCCUUUUUUUCCAAAUGACCGUAUGAAGAACACUUUUCAUCAACCAUUCUUGAAAGUCCUCUUCUCCUUUGCACUAAAUUGGUUUUGAUAUACUGCAGCAGCCUUCCCAUUACUCUUUGGUCUCUUUUGUGGUGUUCUGUCCUUUCUAGRAAGUUGAGUGUUUUUAAUAAUUAUUAUAAUCCCAGAAGGAGUAAAAUUAUGUAAUACCGAAUGGAGACAUUUUGUAUUGUAAAGUACUGUAAUUUUGAGAAUUUCRAAAUCAGUUUCAGAAUGAGAGAAUCUUUUCUGGUGCAGACAUUAUCUCACAAAAUGCUUUCCUUGAGAUCCUGGCUCAUCCCCAGGCCUCAGAUGCACUCAGCUCUUGGUCUGUCUGGCAAAGGUAGAUGGAGGAUCCGAGGCUGGGGAGUGAUGGCUCCACAYUAGCUAAACCCACCGUUGCCUUUUGCUUUGAAAAGAUUGAGGAAGGAGCUUUCCUGAGCCCGGAAGGUGGGAGUUGGAGUCUCUGUUUGCUGAUGUCCUUUCACUACCUUGAGGCUGGACCUCCCAUAGCAUCAGUUCCACACGUACCUUAGGGGACAGGCUGUGCCCUGCGGCACUGGUAGGACGCAGGUGCUCUUGGCUGUCUCUGCGCUUUAUUUGCACAUUCCAGAGGAGCUGCUGCGAUUGGGUUUGUCCUUGGCAGCACUGUCUGCCUGUUGCAUCCUCUAGUGAAACUCCCCAGUUUGCUGGUUGCCAGAGAACGGGCUCUGGGUUGCUUGUCCUGUGGGGCUGGUGUUCCUCCUCCUCCUCCUUUCACCUGCAUUUCCAGCACAUGCAGCUCUCAGUGCCCCCUCUGCCAAGAGUCUCCCUGGUUUGGCUUUGGUCCUGCCAGACAGUGCCUGUGCCUGGUGCUGAGCUUUCCUGAGCCUCCCGAGUGGUUAGGGCUGUGAGGAUGCCAGUGGUGACACUCCAGAGGUUUGUGCAGCUGCUUGGCUGGAGCCUGGGCUCUGGGGCUCUGGCUCUGUGGUGAUGAGGGUAGAAAACAGGUGGGAGGCAGGMUUCAAGGGGCCCGUGUCCUUGCAGUGGGUGGUGGCAGUCACACACUAUGUCCCUCUGCCCCUUUGCUGAAAGCAGGUGGAUCAGUGCAAUGCCCUGCRAGAUGGAGAUCUGUAAUUUCCUCAAUUCAAAGCACCACCUCCUCCUCCUUGUCUCUAGCUGCAAAGCAGAAUGUUUAUGUGUUCUCUCAUCCUGGACUGGAAGCUACUGAUGGCAUGAACAGCAGGACCCAUGUGCUGUCUCUACCAACAGGAUUGCUCCAGCCCUGGGCCCUGSUCUCUGUCUGCCCUUCUCUCCCAGGGUUCUGGUGUAACUUGGGCAUACCCUGUCACAUCUUGCAGCAGCCUCUCGGUGCCCUGAGGGCUGCUCUGAGCUGGUCUCUCCUCCAGGCACGGGGGCUGGUGUGACCACGGGGUGAAUGUCCUCUGCCACAGCCAGGCCACACAUCUCUGCUUCACUCCAGCCCCCUGCCUGUCCCUUCCCUUCUGCCACACACACCCACAGCCACCUGCCCUUCUCCAGUCAUGCACUCGUGCAGGGAUUACUCUGCCCUUGRUACUCUUGGUGGAGAGGCUGCUGUAGCCCAGCUCCAGGCGCAGCCCCUGCUCCAGUCUCAUCCCGGUCCCCGCUCUUCACACCUCUUCCAUGACAGCAGGCUCUGCACCACUGCUCUGUGCCUUCUCCUGGGUGUCCCUUCCUUCAGCCCCUUCCCAAUAAUCCCCUUGUCAGGAUGUCACCAGUGAAGAAAAAAAUGAGGGAGUGCUUUGAUCUUCCCAGCCCUGGCUGCCUCCCAGGAGCUUUGGCCUUGCAAUGCCCCACGUUCUGGCAGGUGAUGAGGAGUGGUCUCUUCCACAGCACGUCCCCAGAGUAAGGACUUAAUGGAGCCAGUGUUCCAGUUAGGAAACCCACUGUCAAUCCAAAUAUGCAACUGUGAAAGCCAGAAGCCCCUGGCUGGGGCAGUGGGGGCCCUUGUGCUGCUGUGUGGCUGCAGCUGCACUUGGCAUCCUUGGCUUUAUUGUCGUUGCCAAUAAUUGGAGUUGUUGCAUGUGCCCCUUCAAGACCCAACAGCGACUCUUUGAGUCUUUUCCUCCUUCCCAGAGGAGAUGUUCAACUCGUGACUGUGGGCAAUCGGUGUCUGACCCACCACGUUGCAGUGCGUUCUGGGGAAACGGGCUGUGCAAUGAUGUAAAUAAAAGUGAG
Messenger RNA from Malurus melanocephalus (red-backed fairy wren), 4685 nucleotides. RefSeq names its product membrane associated ring-CH-type finger 2 (gene MARCHF2). The coding region runs from base 1171 to 2061 and encodes 296 amino acids. Gene Ontology annotation, molecular function: ubiquitin-protein transferase activity; zinc ion binding. The record is from RefSeq and is a predicted model, not a curated record. Lineage: Eukaryota; Metazoa; Chordata; Aves; Passeriformes; Maluridae. The transcript has 4 exons. Gene Ontology annotation, biological process: protein ubiquitination.